CUCCUUUUAAUUUCCACUCCACCCAAACGAAAAAGCUAAACUCCACCACCACCCCUACCACGCCGAGGAACGCCUCUCAGACUUUAUCCGAUUUUUAGGGUUUCAUUAUUAUCUCGUAAUCCGAAGUUCAAUUAUCUAACAAAAGCCCUAAAAUCCCCGGAUCAGGUCUGAGCUUGUGGUUGUUAGGCCUCUUUGAUCAACUAAGUUUCAUGUCUGAUCUCGACGUCCAGAUUCCUACUACCUUUGAUCCCUUUGCUGAUGCAAAUGCUGAGGACUCAGGUGCCGGUGCAAAGGAGUAUGUUCACAUUCGUAUCCAGCAGCGGAAUGGUAGGAAAAGCCUGACAACUGUCCAGGGGUUGAAGAAAGAAUUCAGCUAUAACAAGAUACUUAAAGACCUUAAGAAGGAGUUUUGCUGCAAUGGCACCGUGGUUCAGGACCCUGAAUUAGGGCAGGUUAUUCAACUUCAAGGUGACCAGCGAAAGAAUGUCUCCACCUUCCUUGUUCAGGCUGGCGUUGUGAAGAAGGAGAACAUCAAAAUCCAUGGUUUCUAAGAUGCAGCUGCUUAAAUUUUUCUGCUAAGUCACGCACCUUGUGUAGCAGAAAAUUCUAUCUGAUUAGGAUAAUAUCUAUGGUCUUAUAUCAUCUCCAUGUUGGUUUCAUAACAACAUAUGCAUCUUGUAUUUCUUGUGCUUUCUAGUUCCCUCAAUUAUGUACUGUUGGAUGAUUAUGCUAUCUAUAAAAGUUUGUUUCUCUAUGACUCAAAGUUAAA
Theobroma umbraticum is the source of this 769-nucleotide messenger RNA. RefSeq names its product protein translation factor SUI1 homolog 2-like. NCBI's taxonomy places the organism in Eukaryota, Viridiplantae, Streptophyta, Magnoliopsida, Malvales, Malvaceae. Gene Ontology annotation, molecular function: translation initiation factor activity. The record is from RefSeq and is a predicted model, not a curated record. Gene Ontology annotation, biological process: translational initiation.